Molecule: messenger RNA, 1232 nt
Organism: Lagopus leucura (white-tailed ptarmigan)
Lineage: Eukaryota; Metazoa; Chordata; Aves; Galliformes; Phasianidae
Gene: GYG1
Product: glycogenin 1
Exons: 7
Coding region: 91-1092 (333 amino acids)
Cellular component (GO): cytoplasm
Molecular function (GO): glycosyltransferase activity
Source: RefSeq, a predicted model, not a curated record
CGGCCCCGCCCCUAUAUUAGGGGUGGCCGCAGGGUAGGUCGCGGAGUGGGUUUGUUGCGUUUGUUUGAGCUGCUUUGUGGAGCCGGUACUAUGGCAGACCAGUCUUUUGUGACUCUAGCCACAAAUGAUUCCUAUGUGAAAGGAGCACUUGUACUUGGUUCAUCCUUGCAACAGUCUGGAACAACGAGGAAGCUGACUGCACUCAUAACUCCUCAGGUUUCUGAUCCAAUGAGGAACAUACUACAGAAAGUAUUUGAUGAAGUCAUUUUGGUAGACAUCCUGGAUAGCGGGGACUCAGCACAUUUAGCAUUACUGAGAAGACCUGAGCUGGGUAUCACAUUAACUAAGCUUCACUGCUGGGAACUGACACAGUUUUCAAAAUGUGUUUUCAUGGAUGCAGACACAAUGGUUUUGUCAAAUAUCGAUGAGCUUUUUGAGAGAGAAGAGUUGUCUGCAGCACCAGAUCCAGGCUGGCCUGAUUGUUUUAAUUCUGGAGUUUUUGUUUACCGACCUUCCAUUGAAACAUACAAUCAGCUGUUACAGUUUGCCACAGAGAAAGGCAGCUUUGAUGGUGCAGACCAGGGGUUAUUAAACACCUUCUUCAGCAGCUGGGCAACAACAGAUAUGAACAAACAUCUACCAUUUAUUUAUAAUUUGAGCAGCACUUCUGUAUACUCUUACCUUCCAGCAUUUAAAGCAUUUGGUUCAAGUACUAAAGUGGUGCAUUUUCUGGGAAGCACAAAGCCAUGGAACUAUACGUAUGACUCCAGAACAAAAAGUGUAGAAGGCAAUAUCAAUGACCCUAAAAUUGUUCACCCAGAAUUCCUCAACAUGUGGUGGGAUACCUAUACAGUUAAUGUUUUACCCUUACUAGAACAGAAAGAAGUUGAUGAAGAAAAUACCACAAGUGCAAACCUGGCAGAGGUUACAGAGGCAGUGUCCCAUAUGUCGGUAUCGGCACCACCACCACCAGGAUUACCAACCAUAUCUUCAGAAGAACGCAAGGCUCGGUGGGAACAAGGCCAAGCUGACUAUAUGGGAGUGGAUUCUUUUGAUAACAUCAAGAAGAAACUGGACUCCUACCUUCAGUAGAAGUGCCAUUUUCAAACACUGGCACUACAAGGACUUGUUCCAGAACUAACAGCUAGGAAAGGCUGUAGAUGAUGGACAAUUAUGCUUGCGAGUAGCUUGAUGGAAAAAAUUCUUGGCUGAAGGCCUCUGCAGUGCUACAG